This is a messenger RNA of Rangifer tarandus platyrhynchus (Svalbard reindeer), 708 nucleotides long. Lineage: Eukaryota; Metazoa; Chordata; Mammalia; Artiodactyla; Cervidae. The record is from the annotation of a GenBank genome assembly.
AUGGAAACAUCAUUGGUUUUCUUUUCUCAAUUAAGUAUGUGCGAACCAAAAGAAAAAACUAUUUUCAAGUUAAUACACGGUUCAGGAAAAGAAGAAACAAGCAAAGAAGCCAAAAUCAGAGCUAAGGAAAAAAGAAAUAGGCUAAGUCUUCUGGUGCAGAAACCUGUGUUUUAUGAUGAUACUCCCUCCAGUAGAUCUGGGCAAUUGGCCAAAGAAACAAGAGUCUCCCCUGAAGAAGCAAUAAAAUGGGGUGAAUCAUUUGACAAACUGCUUUCGCAUAAAGAUGGACUGGAGACUUUUACCAGAUUUCUUAAAACUGAAUUCAGUGAGGAAAACAUUGAGUUUUGGAUAGCCUGUGAAGAUUUCAAGAAAAGCAAAGACCCUCAACAAAUAAUUCGUAAAGCAAAAGCAAUAUAUGAGAAAUUUAUACAGAAUGAUGCUCCACAAGAGGUUAACCUUGAUUUUCACACCAAAGAAAUCAUCUCCAAGAGCAUCACCCAACCCACCCUCCACAGUUUUGAUGUUGCCCAAAGCAGAGUAUAUCAACUCAUGGAACAAGACAGUUACAUGCGUUUUCUGAAAUCUGACAUCUAUUUAGACUUGACAGAAGGAAGAUCACAGAGACCAACAAAUCUUAGAAGACGAUCACGUUCAUUUACCUACAAUGAAUUCCAGGAUGUGAAGUCAGAUGUUGCCAUUUGGCUAUAA